CCGGAAGUGACGUGCGAAAGCCGGGCUCAGCGCUGUGGAGGGGCGCCGCCACCAUGGGCCGCGAGUUUGGGAACCUGACGCGGAUACGGCACGUGAUCUCCUACAGCUUGUCGCCCUUUGAGCAGCGCGCCUUCCCGAACUAUUUCAGCAAAGGCGUCCCCAACGUGCUGCGCCGCACCCGCGAGCGCAUCCUGCGCGUGGCGCCGCCGUUUGUAGUGGUCUACCUGAUCUACACAUGGGGCAACCAGGAGUUUGAGCAGUCCAAAAGGAAGAAUCCAGCCAUGUAUGAAAACGACAAGUGAGCAGCGUGCACCUGGAUGACAGUCCCCUGCCUCUGGAAGACCCUUCUCUGGGAGAGUAAUCUACACUGUAGUCUUGAAGACAAUAAACUUCUUAAGAACUCCC
Molecule: messenger RNA, 405 nt
Organism: Arvicanthis niloticus (Nile rat)
Lineage: Eukaryota; Metazoa; Chordata; Mammalia; Rodentia; Muridae
Gene: Uqcrq
Product: ubiquinol-cytochrome c reductase complex III subunit VII
Biological process (GO): mitochondrial electron transport, ubiquinol to cytochrome c
Cellular component (GO): respiratory chain complex III
Source: RefSeq, a predicted model, not a curated record